Messenger RNA from Cooperia oncophora, 644 nucleotides. The record is from the annotation of a GenBank genome assembly. Lineage: Eukaryota; Metazoa; Nematoda; Chromadorea; Rhabditida; Trichostrongylidae.
AAGUGCAUACCGAAGAAGAUAUUGCCGACAUAAUCACGCUAUAUGGUACUCUUAGUGGAGAUGAGCUCGAACUUGCAUUGCCAUCGCUGUGUUUGCUAGCUGAAAGAUGUCCGAACGGUAUGAAAGAACAGAUGAUGGAUCUGGCUCGGCUCACAUUAACAGAUGCAAACUCAUCCCGAUCUGCCCGAAAAGCUGCUAUUUCAUGUCUUAAAACUCUCACGCAAGGGAAUCCAGUCUGGUUUAAUUUCUUCACAUUAGCUCAGUGCUUGGAAGAGCCACAAUUUCACAUACUGAAUCCUGUGCUACCCCAAUUGGAUAUCGUGCUGCAAUCUGUUUAUUCCGCAUUCACUAACACUUUUAAAUGGGCAAAGGUUUUAUUUAUAAGAGCACUCGCUCACUCAAAUGGUUGGGUGCGAUUAUGGGCACUAGAGAAACUGAGUUGUGAAGCAGCUAAUGAAAUUGGAGUUCUCACUGCUUUCUUUUCUCGCGAAGAUCCUUCUCUUUUUGAUCGUUUUGUCGCUAUGGAGAGCUCGCAAGAGCUACUGCGUCAACCAAUGGAUCCACUUGAUAUGAUAAAACUCGCGCUGGAGUGUCAGAGGGACUUUCAGGUACGAACUGACAUACAACAUUUACUUGCUUGUUAG